GAAAUUGGCUCUCCUGAGGCUCGUUCAUCUUCAAAUUGUAAAUUACUGAGACGUAUUCCAAGUAGACGAAACUCAUUUGGUAGUUCGCGGUCUAACGUCUCACCAGUAAUCGCAAGAAUCUCUUCGCGGCUUGAAACGAGCCGUCCUGGCGUCUCAGAACGUGUCAGUACAUCAAACGACGACAGCUUCAACUUCAGAGUGACACAGCGACCACCGACAACUCCUGCACGUUUCAUAUCUUCAACAAGCAUGUCGCAAACAUCCUCCAUAAUUUCUAUCAAGGCCUCGCGACUAGAAGUUGGCGUGAACGUUCUUUCAGUAGAAAUACUCUUCCUCCGAGGAUCAGAUGACGAAGGACGACCAGGUAAACCGAGAGCAACGCGCAGAAAACACUCCUGAGAAAGCUCUGAGAAGCAAAAUUUUAGCGCCGCCCGUCUCUCCAGUAGCUGUCCAACCGUGCAAAUACCACAUGCUUGUAGGAGAGCCUCAGAUACUCGUCCAAUCCCACAAACCUUUCGUAUUGGAAGAGUACUAAGGAAUUCCAUGACUUUCUCAUAA
Molecule: messenger RNA, 558 nt
Organism: Haemonchus placei
Lineage: Eukaryota; Metazoa; Nematoda; Chromadorea; Rhabditida; Trichostrongylidae
Source: the annotation of a GenBank genome assembly